This is a messenger RNA of Lachnellula hyalina, 1599 nucleotides long. Its product is annotated as Purine-cytosine permease. The coding region runs from base 1 to 1599 and encodes 532 amino acids. The transcript is spliced from 5 exons. Gene Ontology annotation, molecular function: transmembrane transporter activity. Gene Ontology annotation, cellular component: fungal-type vacuole membrane; plasma membrane. Lineage: Eukaryota; Fungi; Ascomycota; Leotiomycetes; Helotiales; Lachnaceae. The record is from RefSeq and is a predicted model, not a curated record. Gene Ontology annotation, biological process: transmembrane transport.
AUGUCUUCCAGCGACGAACUAGCUGAUGAGAAAUGGGUUAAUACCUCUCAGACAGCACAAAAUAAUCUACCUGGUUCCCCCAACGGAAUGGCCGCGGAUGGGCGUGCGCUGGACCACGAUGCCAGUCUCGAUCUCGACGUUGACGAAGUCAAAGCCUCGAGUAAAUACUUUUCUUGGGCAUAUCGACUUGAAAAUAUCUUGGGCUUUGAGGCGCGGGGCAUAAACCAGGUCAAGAGGAAAGAGCAGGCUGAAAAGACUACCCUCGGCUUCUUGCAGAUUGUGAUGAUGUGGCUCUCGAUCAAUACGGCGGCACAAAACAUAACCCUUGCGAGUAUUGGGCAAAGUGUGUUCGGCUUGGGUUUCCUUGAUGCUACAUUGUGCAGUGUACUUGGAGGAAUAGUCGGUACCAUUCCCGUCGCCUAUACCGCUGGCUGGGGUCCAUGGAGUGGCAACAGAACCUUGAUAUGCGCGCGCUUUUCUAUGGGCUGGUGGCCUGUAAAGAUCUGUGUAUUGCUCAAUCUAGUGAUUCUUAUUGGCUAUACUACGAUAGAUGCUGUGGUUGCUGGGCAGAUCCUCUCUGCAGUGUCCGCCAACGGUAGUCUGACGGUCGCCGUGGGAAUUGUUAUUACUGCUGUAAUAACUGCGGUAGUCACUACCUUUGGCAUCAAGUUCUUUCAUUACUAUGAAAGAUACGCCUGGAUCCCAUCAUUUGCUGUAUUUCUGAUCCUUGCAGGCACUGCCGGCCCCCAUUUUGACACCGGUUCAAAGUCUACCGUGGAAGGCGCAACCCUCAUUGGGAAUCGAAUCUCCUUCUUCUCAGUCUGUCUCUCCGCCGCAAUCACAUACGCUCCUGCAGCUGCUGAUUUCCUGGUCUACUGUGAUGCCAAAGUCGCAAGCCGCUGGAAAGUGUUUGGGGCUACAAUGACCGGGCUUAGCCUCUCGUUUACGUUUUGUUUCGUCAUUGGUGCAGGUCUUUCUUCUGGCUUGGCAAGCAAUCCCGUGUGGGAGGCUGCUGGUGCUGGAAGUGGCGCGCUUAUCGUAGCAGGAUUUGAUGGUUUAGGCGGCUUCGGGAAAUUCUGCUCGGUGGUAGUUGCCCUUGGAUUGAUUCCCAACAUGGUCGCUCCCAUCUAUUCGUCUGGAAUUGACUGGCAAAUCUUGGGGCGAUACCCGGCUAUGGUGCCCAGGUUCAUUUGGACGACAUGGGGUGUCAUCAUCUUCACUGUUUGCGCUCUUGUCGGGAGGGACCAUCUUUCCGAAAUAUUCACCAACUUUCUGGCUUUGAUGGGAUAUUGGGUUGUCUUCUGGAUCGUCAUUACUCUGGAAGAGGAGUUUAUUUUUCGCCGUCGCAUGAAGCCCACCUUCAUUUGGAGCGAUUGGGACAAGCCACAUAAGCUUCCAAUUGGCCUAGCUGCACUAGCAGCUUUCUGUGUGGGGUGGACAGGUGCAGUUCUUUGCAUGGCUCAGGUCUAUUUCAUUGGCCCUAUUGCCAAGCAAGUGGGCGACUACGGAGCGGACAUGGGUAAUUAUGUUGGAUUUGCCUGGACCGCUUUGGUAUACCCACCUCUGAGAUAUUUGGAGUUGAAGAAAUUCGGUAGAUAG